Cuculus canorus (common cuckoo) is the source of this 1887-nucleotide messenger RNA. Its product is annotated as store-operated calcium entry regulator STIMATE. Bases 67 to 870 code for a protein of 267 amino acids. Lineage: Eukaryota; Metazoa; Chordata; Aves; Cuculiformes; Cuculidae. The record is from RefSeq and is a predicted model, not a curated record. The transcript has 8 exons. Gene Ontology annotation, cellular component: membrane.
CCGCAGCGGUGGCUGCUCGGGGCGGGCUUUGUGCGCUCGGCCGCUCGGUGCCUCCGCGCUGUGCCCAUGGCCGCCCCCCGCCCCGCGCACGGCUGCGGCAGCGGCGCUCUGCUGGGGCGCUUCGGCGUCCUGCUGCAGGCGCUGUUGGCUCUCUGCGCCUUCAGCACCCUCAUGCUAAAACGAUUUAAGGAGCCAAAGGAAGAGAGGCGUCCCUGGAGGAUAUGGUUUUAUGAUACCUCCAAGCAAGCAAUAGGUGCCCUCUUCAUCCACUUUGCCAAUGUCUUUCUGUCGGAUCUCACUGAAGAGGACCCUUGUUCUCUCUACCUUAUUAACUUCAUCCUUGAUGCCACUCUGGGAAUGCUGCUGAUCUGGCUUGGUGUGAAGGUUGUCUCUUGGAUCGUGCAGCGUAAGAAGUACACAUACCUCGUCUUUGGAGAGUAUGGUGACCCUCCACAAGCUGCUGCCUGGAUUGGCCAGUGUAUCCUCUACUUGCUGAUAAUGGUUUUUGAGAAGACUGUGAUUAGCCUUGUCCUGCUUAUCCCUGGAUGGACAAAGCUUCAGCAGAUCCUACUGGGUUACAUCCCAAACCCUCAGCUGGAGCUUAUCCUGGUCAUGCUUGUUGUGCCUUUUAUAGUCAAUGCCAUUAUGUUCUGGGUUGUGGACAGCUUGAUCAUGAGGAAAUAUAAACAGAAGGACACCCUGGACAUCAAUGGAUCCACAGAAACUCCUCGGGCUAGGAGGACUGAGGAAUCUCAGGUGUUACUCUCUCCAGACAUGGAUUUUGAUCAGUCUGAAAGCGACCAGGAUACUUCAGGACUCCAGGGAACAAACCAGAAGAUGAAGCAGCCCAGCUAUCAAGUGGUCAUCUGACAACACCGAGACAAAGGAGAUGGAGGAAGAGAAGCAGCACUGUGAUCCUUGAGCUGGCCGGGGAAGGGCAGGGUAGGGAAUGCUAGUUGAUUCCUAAGGAUCUGCAGCGGUCUUUUGCCUGCCUCAUCUAGGCCUGUCCUGCAGUUGUCUUUUGAGGGUGCUGUUUGUGUCCCCUGUACAGGCUUGAGCAGUAUCUGCUUUACCUGUCUGACCAUAACCUGUACACAUGCAGGCACAUUGAGGUUAAGGGUAUGGAUAUGUACUUCCCCUGGCUGGCCAGCUUGGGUGUAACUUUUUGUCAGGGCUAGAGACUGAAAUAAAAAGGUUGUCUGGGUAAAGAAGAAAAAAGAUUAUCCUGUACUACCUGAAACGUGACACUUUUAUAUUCACAAUACUCAGAAGAAUUUGUUUGCAAUGUGUAUUUAAGUGUCUUGAAUUGGGAAGAUUGUCUCAGUGGAUCUGAUGCUUUUUACUGUUUUAUAAGGAAUGCAAUAAAUAUUUGACCUAAAACUGCUUCAUAAUUGGAAAGCCUUCAUGUGCUUCGUGUUUUGCGAGAUCCUAAUGGUGUAAAGAGGAGGAAAGGGACCUACUGAAAUCUUUCCCAACCAGUUCCCCACAGGGCAGGUUGUCUUUCUGUAGCAGGGCUGUCUGAUUACACCUACAGAAGGAGAGCUUAGCCCACAGAGCUCAGUUUCUGUAGAUGGGUUGUAUGAGCUACUUCAGAGUAAAGACAUGAUGCCACAGCGUCAGCCUGUGGUUCUGAAGUUGAGACUGGAACAGAUUCUGAGAUUGAUCCCAGCUGCCACCUUGCAAAUGGGUGUUUACUGGGAAUGCAAGUUGACUGCUUUCCUUUUACCUAGUUUGAAGUAAAUAUACAAGAUCUCUGCAGAAGCUGAUUAAAAGCUAGAUCUGAAGAGUCAACCGAAGCCCCAUGAACCAGCCCUGAUGUUCUGGAUGUAAGGGAAUGACCUCAGGUAGGACUGCUGCAGGAGAAGACUCCUGGUUCAUCCCAGAUCC